Messenger RNA from Xyrauchen texanus (razorback sucker), 1778 nucleotides. Its product is annotated as farnesyl pyrophosphate synthase-like. Gene Ontology annotation, molecular function: (2E,6E)-farnesyl diphosphate synthase activity; dimethylallyltranstransferase activity. Bases 751 to 1173 code for a protein of 140 amino acids. Lineage: Eukaryota; Metazoa; Chordata; Actinopteri; Cypriniformes; Catostomidae. The record is from RefSeq and is a predicted model, not a curated record. Gene Ontology annotation, biological process: trans, trans-farnesyl diphosphate biosynthetic process. The transcript has 5 exons. Gene Ontology annotation, cellular component: cytoplasm.
UUAUAGGAGGUAGACAGUGGAAUAACCGGAGAAGAACCUUAGAAUUAAAUUGCACUUGAUCCAGCCCAUUUGCACGUUCCACAUGCGGUUUCACUUAACUCACUUGCGCCUAGAUUUAGCACAUGCUUGCAUGAAAAUAGCAACAAUUUAUGACCUUGUCCAUUGAUGCUGCAUGUAACGCUAGCACUCUUAAAAUAGGGUCCCUCAUCUCUGAGUUGUUUUGUAUUUGACAGGAAGGUAUUGGUCUUGAUGCCAUUAAUGAUGCUUUUCUCCUGGAAGGGGCCAUCUACCGUCUUCUUCGCAGACAUUGCAGAGGACAACGCUAUUAUGUCCAUCUGCUGGAGCUUUUUACUGAGGUAAUGUGUUCAAAAUAUAUGAUCAGUUAGAUCAAUGUAACACAUGACAUGUACACACAUUUGAACGUACUAUUGCACACAGUUAGCUUGCUCAUACAGAUGUGCAAAAUACUGUUAUGCAGUGUCCAUCACACAGCUGCAUAUUGUUUAAUACUGAUCCAAACUGAUACAACUUUACAGACAGCACAUUUUAAAACUUGGAGACAUAAGUGCACUUAAACCUGAAUCUUUUUAUUUCAAGACCUCUUUCCAGACAGAGUUGGGGCAAGCUCUAGAUCUAUUGACAUCACCUCCACUCAAAGUCGACCUUGACCGCUUCACCAUAGAGAGGUACAAACCCAUUGUGAAAUAUAAGACGGCAUUCUACUCCUUUUAACUUCCUGUGGCUGCAGCCAUGUACAUGGCAGGAAUUGAGAAUGAGACUGAACACAACAAUGCUAAAACAAUUUUGCUUGAGAUGAGAGAGUUCUUUCAAAUACAGGAUGACUACCUUGAUUGCUAUGGUGACCCUGCAGUGACUGGAAAGAUUGGCACAGAUAUCCAGGACAACAAAUGCAGCUGGCUGGUGGUGAUGGCUUUGAAGAUCAUGACCCCUGAGCAGAAGGCAGAACUAGAGGCAUGUUAUGGUCGUAGUGAUGCUGAAAGUGUUGAAAGGGUCAAAGCAUUGUAUGAUACUCUGGAAAUGCCAAUCCGAUACUACCAACAUGAGGAGAAGAGCUAUCAGCGCCUUCAAAAACUCAUCCAGCUUCAUGCUAAGAAUUUGCCCCAUGCUGUUUUUCUUAAUUUUGCCAAGAAAAUAUAUAAGAGGAACAAAUGAGGAGAGGUUCUGCUAAAUUGGGACACACACUUGGUCAAAUAAAUUUGCUGUGAGGGAUAUUAGUGGUUGACUAAAUAUGGGAAUGGUAGGUUUUAUCUGCACUUUAAAUAUAUGCUCAAGAGUUGUUCAGUAAAAAUAUGCCAUAAUGAUUUCAAUCAUAUUCUGGAAGUUUCUUUAAACCUGAAAAAGCAGUUAUACAUUUAAAGACUAUACCUGGAUCAUAAACCUUUGUUUUAAACAAGAUUUCUUGGGCGUCACGCACUGUCUGUCUCACUGAUUUGGAUCCUGCUCAUUGUCUUCAUCACUGUUUUAAAUGUUACUGCUGGAUUAUAGAAAGACAGCAAUGUGCUUUUAAUAAAGAUUUUUGAUCAGCAAUCAUUUCACUUCUACUUUAUUGUUAGAGGUGUUCAAAUGAGUGUUUGUAUAAAAAACAAGUUUUCUGUGGACUUGUGGCCCUUACUCUGCACAUGAAAUGGGAGAGUGGGGUAAGAUGUGAUGACCCCUUAAUCGAGGAAUCAUUGCAGAAAUGUUGUCAUGUGGUUAUAUAUUUAGAUUAGAACGCAAAUGUAUUAGUUCUACUUCGAAUUCAUAUCACACGUUGGUGA